AUGUCUCAGGCGUCUGUGUCGCGCCGCGUCUUCCCCAGGAUGUCCUUUCGUCCUUUGAAUGCGUUUGUCUCUUCUCUGUUGUCCUUGAUUGUUCUCUUCGUUCUCUGUUCUCCGCCUCCCCCUCGCCUCUGCAACUCCUCUCCUUUUCGUUCUUGGCCGCUUGCUGGUCUCUCUUCUUCCUCUGCUUGGCUACUCGUGGUGAAUGCGUCGACGUUGCAAAAACAAAACAGCAGGAGAGUUUCGUCCGCCGGCACCUCAGGCGCCCUGUUGAGCUCUUCUCUUUCCUCCUGUCUCUUUUUGUCUCCUUCCCAGUUCUCUCCCGGCCGUCGUCGGUCUCUCUUCUGUUCUCCCUCUGUCUCCCUUUCGCGGCCUCAUCGUUCUCCUUCUUUCUCGCCUUCGCUGUCUCUGCUAAAGUCUCAGCGCCGCUUCUUUCCUUCUCUUGCGCCGACCGCCUUUCUCCCCUCUCUUCCGCUCCGUCUCUCUCCUCGCUCUCCCUCGCCUCUCUCUCGGUCUUCUUCCCCCUUUCGUUCUGCGUCUCUCUCUCCUUCGUCUCCCGCUCUCUUUCCUUCUCCGCCUCGCUCUUCUCUCCUCCGCAGUUCCUCCGUUGGCGGGGAAUCUGAGGGAGAAGGCGGAGGGGAGACUGAGACGACCGGCGAAGCAGGUGAAAGGAGACCAACGUUCAGAAUUGGACAUGGAUACGAUCUUCACCGAGUCACAGCGAACCCACUGGAGGCUACAGGUCCCCUUGUCAUCGGAGGCGUCUGCAUCUCGACCCCUCCGGAGAAAGGCUGGGUGUUUGACAGAUGGCUUUCCUCUCAGGGCGUUCUGGCACUGCGCUCGUUCGUUCAGCGUUUCACGACGCUGUUGACCAGAGCGAAAUGCAGCCUCGCUCCGUGGUGCACAAACGCUCCGCAUUCUGCGGCGACUGGUAGUUGCGGAGAAUCCGGCAGAACGCGACACCGAGGAAACGCCUGGUUGUCCCGACUCUUCCGACCCACUCGUAAUUCCCCGCGGGCCUCCGUGCCGUUCUCUUCUUCUCUGUCUUCUUCUCUGUCUUCUUCUCUCUCUUCUUCUCUCUCUUCUUCUUCCCCGCCGGCCGUGGAGAAUUCGUUCGGAGUGGUGGCGCACUCGGACGGAGAUGUACUGUUGCAUGCGGUGUGCGACGCUGUGUUCGGAGCUUUCGCUUUGGGGGACAUUGGCGAGCAUUUUUCGGACUCGAAUCCGGCUUUCCGCGGCAUGUCUUCGUCGCUCUUGGUGGCGCGAGCGCUGGAGAUAGUCCGCGCGAAGCAUCCGGACUGGAGACUGGGGAGCGUGGACGCGACGGUGGUUUUCGACGCGAUGAAGUUCGGACGCGCCAGAAAGCAGAAAAUGCGAGAAAACCUCGCCGAGCUGCUGCAACUCCCCGCCGCCGCUGUCAGUGUCAAAGCAAAAACGAGCGAGGGAGUUGGACCCGUGGGGCGGAAGGAAGCCGUCGCAUGCCAUGUCGUCCUCACGCUUUUCAAAAGCACAAGAACUGACGAAACAGAGAAAAAACAAGACACCAACAACGCUCAACGAUUGUUACAGAACUCGCCUCAAACACAGGCAUGA
Toxoplasma gondii ME49 is the source of this 1590-nucleotide messenger RNA. Its product is annotated as 2-C-methyl-D-erythritol 2,4-cyclodiphosphate synthase domain-containing protein. The record is from RefSeq and is a predicted model, not a curated record. Bases 1 to 1590 code for a protein of 529 amino acids. The transcript has 2 exons. Gene Ontology annotation, biological process: terpenoid biosynthetic process. Lineage: Eukaryota; Apicomplexa; Conoidasida; Eucoccidiorida; Sarcocystidae. Gene Ontology annotation, molecular function: 2-C-methyl-D-erythritol 2,4-cyclodiphosphate synthase activity.